AUGCGGUUCACUCAGGCACUUUUGCUGCUUGCGGCGGGCGCUGCACAGGCAGCAUCGUCUUGGAGCUUCGACGACGCCAGUGUGUCGGUUGCUGCCAAGAAGGGCAGUGAUGCCAUCAAGGAGAAGUUCAGCCAGAAGGCCCCUCUUACGAAACCCGUUGGACUUGGAAGCACCGAUACCGUCAAGAUUAUCUUGACUGCGAAGGAAGAUGGCAAGGCAAAGCGGCCGCACCAGGCCUUUGUGACCAUCAAGGAGCAGGAAACUGGGCUCGAGGCUCCUUUCCCCUUGACGGUCAAGGACACCGGCAAGGCGGUGGUACAGAUUUCUCAGAAGGAUCUCCCCGUCCAAUUCCUCUUGUCGCCCAAGCCCCUCAAGGCGUCCGUGGUCAUCGGCUCCUUCGGCGAGGCUCGCGCUGUCAACACCCCGGUCUUCGACAUCGAACUCCAGACGGAUCCCAAUGCCCCGGUGCCCAAGUACGAAGCGCCCGUUCGCUACGGCAAGAAGCCUGAGAUUCACCAUAUCUUCCGCCCUGGUCCGCAAAGCCCGCCCAAGGUCAUUUCGCUAUUCUUUGCCCUUGCCGUAGCCGCUAUGGUUCCGGUUCUUUUCAUCAGCUGGCUCUUGCUCGGCGCAAACGUCAACCACUUGACCAAGGCCCUCGGUGCCGCGCCCUUGUCGCACGUUACCUUCUUCGGCUCCAUCGUGGCCAUGGAGGGUGUGUUUUUCAUGUACUAUACCAGCUGGAACUUGUUCCAGGUCCUUCCCGUUGCUGGCGUGGUGGGCGUCGUCACCGUGCUGAGCGGCACCAAGGCUCUGGGAGAGGUUCAGAGCAGACGUCUCGCAGGGGAACGCUAA
This is a messenger RNA of Neurospora tetraspora, 852 nucleotides long. RefSeq names its product Oligosaccharyltransferase subunit Ribophorin II-domain-containing protein. The record is from RefSeq and is a predicted model, not a curated record. NCBI's taxonomy places the organism in Eukaryota, Fungi, Ascomycota, Sordariomycetes, Sordariales, Sordariaceae. Bases 1 to 852 code for a protein of 283 amino acids. Gene Ontology annotation, cellular component: oligosaccharyltransferase complex; membrane. Gene Ontology annotation, biological process: protein N-linked glycosylation. The transcript has 4 exons.